Molecule: messenger RNA, 1170 nt
Organism: Lasiodiplodia theobromae
Lineage: Eukaryota; Fungi; Ascomycota; Dothideomycetes; Botryosphaeriales; Botryosphaeriaceae
Product: Ribosomal protein l1
Exons: 2
Coding region: 1-1170 (389 amino acids)
Source: RefSeq, a predicted model, not a curated record
AUGGCGAAAUCCUCGGAUGCUGUGGCGACCAAGCCUGGGUCGAAUUCUCCCUACCAGCUCGACUCCAAGCAGACUUUGCGCGCCGCGAAGGCCCUGACCGCACACAUCAAGUCCUCCGAGAGCACCAAGGCUGCCGAAUCCACCAAGAAGAACCUCCUCGAAGACGACGCUUCCGACGACAGCGAUGCCGCUACCGACGGCCAGGUUCCCGUGUGGCUGAUUGUGACUACCAAAAAGCACAUCGUUGACAAGAAGCGCCUGAAGCCGGCCAAGAUCCCGCUGCCGCACCCUCUGCCCGCGCCUGGUCAGAGGAUAUGUUUGAUCACCGCAGACCCCCAGCGCUCAUACAAGGACCUGAUUGAAGAAUCCGCUUUCCCUCAAGAAUUGCGCGAGCGCAUUGGCCGCGUCAUUGGCUACUCUAAGCUCAAGGCGAAAUACAAGACUUAUGAAACCAAGCGCCAGCUCUACGCCGAGUAUGACAUUUUCCUGGCCGACGAUCGCAUCAUCACUUACCUGCCGACGGCUCUCGGCAAGGUUUUCUACAAGAACACGGCGAAGCGUCCUAUCCCUGUUCACUUGAUGGGCAACGAAAAGGUGCAGAAGGACGCUAAUGGCAAGAAGCCGAAGAAGACCAGCGAGGACAAGAGCUCUACCAUCGUCGGCUCGGCCGCCGCCGUGGCGAAGGAUAUCCAGAAGGCCCUGGACUCGGCGCUCGUGCACUUGAGCCCAACCGCAAGUACUGCCAUCCGCGUCGCAAACGCAAGCUUUGAGCCGAAGCAGAUUGCGGAGAACCUGGAGGUCGUCGUCCAGGCACUUACCUCGCAGGAGAAGCUGAUUCCCAAGGGCUGGAAGAACAUCCGCUCGCUCCACAUCAAGGGUCCGGCAACGACUGCUCUGCCCAUCUGGAUGGCCGAUGAGCUGUGGGUGGACGAGCAGGACGUGUUGGACGAGAAGCACAAGCCUGUUGACAAGUCGGAGAGGUUGAAGAUCAAGGAGGAGGAGCAGAGCAAGAAGCGGAAGCCACUUGAGGACACGAAGGAGGAAAGCAGCGACAAGCCAGCCAAGAAGUCCAAGAAGGACAAGGCGCAGGGUGCCGACCUGAGCAAGGAAAUUGCUCUGCGCAAAGAGACGCUGCGGAAGCAGAAGAAGGCAGCUAAAGCCGAAGCAUAG